AUGUCGCAGAGCGGUUCUGAGAGCGAUUCCAGUUCGUCUGUUUCGUCCAGGAGAGGUCCAGUGACGGUCUAUGAAGAGUUUGAACCAGCGUCGUCGAGUCCUGUGCAAGUCCCAAUCUCCAGCAGCCCCGGCGCGCAACAGCACAACUUGUCUUCUUCCCCUGGAUCGACUCGCUCGGAAUCCUCGAUUCGCAGCAUAGACUACGCGUAUUCACUCUCGAGGUCGACGUCGACGAAUUCUGGUGUCUCUGACGUUGCGAAAGCUGAAAAUCUGGCGCUUUAUGAGCUGGAAUGCGAAGCUGCACUCCAUCGAGCAGAGUUCUCGAAUCUCCUCACUGAACGCCUUCUCCAGGUGCCUGAAAACGUCGACGAUCGAUUUCAGCGAACUGUGCUUUGGCGUGACGCGACGGAGGCGACGAGUAGCCCACCCCACCCUCAGCAGCCCGAGUAUCGACUUAUCAAACGGGCCCAUUCUAUCGCUGAAACAGGUGGAUUGACAUAUACGCCCCGCAAGUUUAGGAAACUGGACAAAUCGCAAAAGGCGAGUUUUUAUUUGAUGCAUACGCCCAUGCCCACGCGCGCUCUCGAGGUUCCAACUGCCCCCGCCUCACCUGCCAAGUCUGGUUCUUGGCGCGGAUCUAUACCCAUCAUCGCGCCUCCGCCCAUGUACAAUCCGCGACUCCCGCUCAAUAGUGAUACGGAAGCAAAGAUUCGCCUUGCCAAGUUUCUCGAGCGGGAAGGGAAUGAGCGAAGUCGAGAUGGACUCCACCAAGCCCCGCCGUGUUUCGACCCCGAUGGCCAUUCACCGGCAGUUCCUGCUUCGACUUUGCCAAUCUCGGUUGCUGGAUGGGAGAAGCGGAUCGAUCUCGGCCGUUCUCUGAGGGAACGGGCCAUAGCUUGGAUGGCCACUAUCCUUCCAAAACACCCAUCUGGCAGGACUCGCCAUUCCGAUGACGGCGGAACGACAUCUCGCGAAUCGUCCUUUGCCUCGACUUCGACGACCAACUCUUCCCGUUUGUCCAAUCUGUACGAUCAGUUAUCCUCAUGUCCAGAGACUCGAUUCCACGCCAUUUGGAUGUUUCUGCGCUACUUUUUCAUCAUUUCCGCCAGCGACGAUUCGGAGAUGAAAUGUUGCCAUUCGCAGUUCCCUGACAGCCACGAACGUUUAGAGGACGAGACCAGGGAGAAAUACGAUCCAGACCAGGAAUUAAUUGUUUGGGAUAUCGCCUUGGCAUGUCUAGCCCUGAGCGUCAAGUUUCAUCGGGAUUUCUUGAUCCCUUUGUAUCCAAUUCAAUCCAGCGAGUUCUUGGAGUUGGCUCGCCAUGACAUAAACUAUGAAGAAUUCGAGACCGCCCAAAGAGAUGUGCUCGCCGCGCUCUCCCACUCUGUCGGUGUCAGUCCUCAGCCUAUUCUUGACGAGUUAUGGCGUGCUUUGUCUUCAUUGCGUGAGUUGCUCGAUUUUGAGGGCGGGUGGAAUGGGUUGCAAAAAGAAGUGUGGCUUCGGCUCUACGACAUCAUAUAUGCUGCAGACAUUCUCAAGUUUCCUCAAUCGUGUUUGGUUGGGACUGCGUUGAUCGAUGCAUUGCCAACGUUCUUAGCGGGAAGGUACGAGUAUGAAGCCCCGUGGCAUUGCAAGGCGAUCAGGAAGCAGGGGUGCCGACCUUCUGACCGUGCAGGAGGGAGAAGGGAGAGGUUCUUGAAGCGAGCAACGGUUGACUGUGAGGGUGUAAUUUUGGAUGUCCAGGCGGCGUUGGGUCUCACCAAUGCCCAACUUUCCGAGUGCCAGGCGUGGUGGAGAACGUCUGCUUGAUUAGUCGGCACCAGAACGUUCUACUUUGUCAGAGACCUUGCAAUGAACAUUGUGAC
Molecule: messenger RNA, 1865 nt
Organism: Coprinopsis cinerea okayama7#130
Lineage: Eukaryota; Fungi; Basidiomycota; Agaricomycetes; Agaricales; Psathyrellaceae
Exons: 8
Coding region: 1-1809 (602 amino acids)
Source: RefSeq, a predicted model, not a curated record